Molecule: messenger RNA, 678 nt
Organism: Trypanosoma brucei brucei TREU927
Lineage: Eukaryota; Euglenozoa; Kinetoplastea; Trypanosomatida; Trypanosomatidae
Exons: 1
Coding region: 1-678 (225 amino acids)
Biological process (GO): retrograde protein transport, ER to cytosol; endoplasmic reticulum unfolded protein response
Cellular component (GO): endoplasmic reticulum lumen
Source: RefSeq, a predicted model, not a curated record
AUGGCAGAGCCGGUGUUGGCUGGACGGGCGGCUUUAACUUUAGCAUCUCUAUAUUUACUACUAAAAAUCGUGUCUGCGAAGGAAUGUGAAUGGGCGCAGCGGCUCCGCGAGUACGAGGUGGAGGUUUUUUCUCGUACAAAUCCUAGUGGCAGUGAGAGUGAAGUGCAGUCUGGCUGCAUUUCAUGGAAAACUGGCUACUGGACAUACGAGGUGUGUCCAGGCCGUUGGAUCCGACAGUUUCAUAAGGAUGGAAAUGUCAUUGUGGAUGAGAAUUUUCUUGGCGUCCAGCACCGAUGGCACCUCGCUGAUGAAAUUGGCUCCAAGCGGUUACGAUACAGAGAUGGUAUUCACACCAUUCCGGAGCGCCUAAACGCUUCCGGUGCCCCUAUAAAUAAUACGGAGGCAACAUACACAUGUUCUAAGGAUGUUUCGGUGUCUAAUGUGCAAGUCGAUGUGCUGUACUCCCAUGGAACUAUGUGUGGACGGGGCUAUCGGCGUUCUUCUCAGCUCCAUCUCGUAUGUAACGAGGAUGUGAAGAAAGCCGAUGUUAAACUGAAGGAACUUGAGUUAUGUAAGUACGACAUAACUGUGGUAGCGUCUACCGUCUGUGAUGCGAUUUAUGGCCGUAGUCGUGCGUAUAGGGAGCUGUCCGAUGCUGAUAUGAUAUUUGCACUGUAA